This is a messenger RNA of Dichotomopilus funicola, 168 nucleotides long. RefSeq lists its product as uncharacterized. Lineage: Eukaryota; Fungi; Ascomycota; Sordariomycetes; Sordariales; Chaetomiaceae. The record is from RefSeq and is a predicted model, not a curated record. The transcript has a single exon. The coding region runs from base 1 to 168 and encodes 55 amino acids.
AUGUGCGACUUUACCAAAAACUACUACAUCUACACUUCGUGUGUCGAUCCUGGGGCACACUUCUUCCGUACCUCAGUGGACGGCAGCCGGAAACGUUCCUGCCCAAAGAGCCCGCACGAGCGCUUCAUCAUGUUGCCCGGGGAGUGCCCGAUCUGCCACGGUGGCUGA